Molecule: messenger RNA, 4616 nt
Organism: Pelmatolapia mariae (spotted tilapia)
Lineage: Eukaryota; Metazoa; Chordata; Actinopteri; Cichliformes; Cichlidae
Gene: ap1b1
Product: adaptor related protein complex 1 subunit beta 1
Exons: 24
Coding region: 105-3110 (1001 amino acids)
Biological process (GO): intracellular protein transport; vesicle-mediated transport
Cellular component (GO): membrane coat; clathrin adaptor complex
Molecular function (GO): clathrin binding
Source: RefSeq, a predicted model, not a curated record
UAGCCAGAGAAGUGGUCAGGCGCUAGCUGACACUGACAGGCACACUGCACCAGGCUGCUAUCCUUUAGCAUUAGCUUCAUUCAUCUACUCUAACUGCUGCAAACAUGCAGGAGUGGGCAAAUCAGUUAUGCGAGAAUCGACAAUUUGGAUCCAAGAUGACGGACUCCAAGUACUUCACCACUACCAAGAAAGGGGAGAUCUUUGAGCUCAAAGCAGAGCUCAAUAGUGAUAAGAAAGAGAAGAAGAAGGAGGCUGUAAAGAAGGUCAUUGCAUCCAUGACAGUGGGCAAGGAUGUCAGUGCUCUGUUCCCAGAUGUUGUGAACUGCAUGCAGACAGAUAACCUGGAACUGAAGAAGCUGGUCUACCUCUACUUGAUGAACUACGCAAAAAGCCAGCCAGACAUGGCGAUCAUGGCUGUUAACACCUUUGUGAAGGACUGUGAAGACCCCAACCCUCUCAUCCGGGCUCUUGCUGUUCGUACCAUGGGCUGCAUCCGUGUGGACAAGAUCACAGAGUACCUCUGCGAGCCUUUGAGAAAAUGUCUGAAGGAUGAAGACCCAUACGUGAGGAAGACUGCUGCUGUUUGUGUAGCAAAGCUUCAUGAUAUCAAUGCCCAGUUGGUGGAGGAUCAGGGCUUCCUGGACACCCUUAAAGAUCUCAUCUCUGACUCCAACCCUAUGGUUGUUGCAAAUGCAGUAGCAGCGCUGUCUGAGAUUGCUGAGUCUCAUCCCAAUAGUAAUCUAAUGGACCUGAACCCUCAGACCAUAAACAAGUUGCUGACAGCUCUUAAUGAGUGCACAGAGUGGGGACAGAUAUUCAUCCUUGACUGUCUGGCCAAUUACACACCUCGUGAUGACCGGGAGUCCCAAAGCAUCUGUGAGCGUGUGACCCCACGGCUCUCGCAUGCCAACUCUGCAGUGGUGUUGUCAGCGGUUAAAGUUUUAAUGAAGUUCAUGGAGAUGCUGCCCAAAGACUUGGACUAUUAUGGCACUUUACUGAAGAAGCUCGCCCCUCCACUGGUUACUCUCCUCUCUGCUGAGCCUGAGUUGCAGUAUGUGGCGCUGAGAAACAUCAAUCUCAUUGUCCAGAGACGCCCAGAGAUCCUGAAGCACGAAAUGAAGGUUUUCUUUGUUAAGUACAAUGACCCCAUCUACGUCAAACUGGAGAAGCUGGACAUUAUGAUUCGCCUAGCAUCUCAAGCCAAUAUUGCUCAGGUGCUGGCAGAGUUGAAGGAGUAUGCCACUGAGGUGGAUGUGGACUUUGUGCGUAAAGCGGUCAGAGCCAUUGGCCGCUGUGCCAUCAAAGUUGAGCAAUCAGCCGAGCGCUGUGUCAGCACACUGCUAGACCUCAUCCAGACUAAGGUCAACUAUGUGGUGCAAGAGGCCAUUGUGGUCAUCAAGGACAUCUUCCGCAAGUACCCUAACAAGUACGAGAGUGUGAUUGCCACUCUGUGUGAAAAUCUGGACUCUCUGGAUGAGCCGGAGGCGCGUGCCGCCAUGAUCUGGAUUGUAGGAGAGUACGCUGAGCGCAUCGACAAUGCUGAUGAGCUGCUGGAGAGCUUUUUGGAGGGUUUCCACGAUGAAAGCACUCAGGUGCAGUUGCAGCUCCUGACUGCAAUCGUCAAAUUGUUCCUGAAAAAGCCAACAGAGACCCAAGAGCUGGUGCAGCAGGUGCUAAGCCUAGCCACACAGGACUCUGAUAACCCAGACCUAAGAGACCGAGGCUACAUCUACUGGCGUCUGCUCUCCACAGACCCUGUGGCUGCCAAAGAGGUGGUUCUGGCUGAGAAGCCGCUGAUCUCUGAGGAGACAGAUCUGAUUGAGCCUACACUGCUGGAGGAACUUAUCUGCCACAUUGGUACUCUGGCCUCUGUCUACCACAAGCCUCCCAGUGCCUUUGUUGAGGGCAGCCGCGGAGUUCAGCACAAGAGACUCCCUGGCAGUACUGAAUCUGGGGAGAGUGAGAGCCCUGACACAGCUUCUGCUGCUGCAGUUUCUGAUGCCCCUCCAGCUGUCAUCCCAUCCCAGGGGGACCUGCUGGGAGAUCUUCUCAAUCUCGACCUGACACCUCCCACCACCACUGGACCACCACCAGCAGCCUCUAGUGGCAUGCAAAUGGGUGCUAUGGACCUUCUUGGAGGAGGACUUGACAGCCUGAUGGGGGAUGAGUCUGAGCCGCCGCCCAUUCCCCUGCGGAUGGACACUCCUCAGUCACCUCAGCUCCCACAUCAAUCCCCAUCGCCCCCAGAUUACAGCCCCACUGAGCUUGGAGGAGACCUUGGUGGAAGUCCUGCUAUUGGGGCUGGUUUUGGUGCUCCCCCAGCUGCAAUGCCAGCCUCUUUCAGUGCCCCUGUCAGCGGCGGUCUGGAUGACCUGUUUGAUCUCGGAGGUGGAGUUGGUAUGCCUAUGGGAGCCUACAGCGCCCCCAAAACUGUUUGGCUUCCAGCUAUGAAGGCCAAGGGCUUGGAGAUAUCAGGCACUUUCGCCCGCCGUUCUGGGGUCAUCCAAAUGGAGAUGACCCUCACCAAUAAAGCUAUGAGUGUCAUGACUGAUUUUGCUAUACAGUUUAACAGAAACAGCUUUGGUCUCGCUCCAGCUGGUCCACUGCAGGUUCUAACUCCUCUCAGCCCAAACCAGAGUAUUGAAGUGACUCUUCCCCUCAAUACUGUGGGACCUGUCAUGAAGAUGGAGCCUCUUAACAACUUGCAGGUGGCUGUUAAGAACAACAUUGACGUAUUCUACUUCAGCAGCCAGUACCCCAUCAGCAUGCUGUUUGUAGAGGACGGGAAGAUGGAGCGGCAAGUUUUUCUUGCUACAUGGAAAGACAUUCCUAAUGACAAUGAGGCACAGUUUCAGAUCAAAGACUGUCAUCUCAGCUCAGAUGCAGCCUCUAACAAACUGCAGGGUAGCAACAUCUUCACCAUAGCCAAGCGCACAGUGGACGGUCAGGACAUGCUGUAUCAGUCCAUGAAGCUCACCAAUGGCAUCUGGGUGCUGGCUGAGAUGAGGGUGCAGGCAGGAAACCCAGUCUACACAGUCUCUCUGAAGUGCAGAGCUGCAGAGGUUUCCCAGUGGGUGUUCCAGAGCUACGAGGCGGUGCUGAAGAACUGAACAAACAAGCCCGUGCAUCCACCCAGCCGCAGCCCUUGCAGACUACCAUCUCUCUCUCAUUCUCUCUCGCCUGACCCACGAACCACAUCACAGCCUCACGCAGUGCCGGGAGCCGCUUCCUGCUGCGUUCGGUCGGGACACUGCAGUCCUCAUGUUACCCAACCAUUUCAUCAGGAUGGUUAAUGGGUCUAUCGGCCCUUCCUUUCUUGCUUGCUUUCUUCCUUUUUUUCCCCUCCAAUGCUGCAGAGAGAUGUGGUUCACUCUCUUGGCUGCCCUUAUCCUGUCCCCAUCUUUGUUCACACCACAUGCUUCAGUUUCAGGAAAUCAUCCCACAUCCCCUGUUCUCCCCUGUCCGAGCCAUCCUUAAACAAUCUUUAUUCGUUUCUUGGGGUGGGGGGCAGACGGCUGUGAAUGUUUCUCUGCAUGAGGCUCCUUUAUCAUUUUCAAGCCCUGCUAUAUACACUCUCUCUCUCUCUCUCUCUCUCUCUCUCUCUCUCUCUCUCUCUCUCUCUCUCUCUCUCUCUCUCUCUCUCUCUCUCUCUCUCUCUCUCUCUCUCGCAAAUUGGAGUCUAUUUUUAGCACCUGUGAUCAGCAGGUGAAUCAUCACUUUCACCAUAUUUAUUUGGGGGUUAAUUUCAAUUAAGAUGUCAGACAGGAGAGGCUUUGACUGUAUUUUAGCUUCUCUCUCUGUGAAGGGGAUAAAAGGCUGUGUGGAUCUUAAUAGAGACACAUAAUUACAUCUAAAAAAAAAUUACACUAUUGUUUUUGUCUUUUAUAGUUUUCUUUUAGUAUCUGGUUAUCAGGGGGCUCGUCGUCUGUCCCCGAAAGCAGAAUGUCUGUUUCCGUGUGCAUGAAAACUGUGUGUUACUGCGUGUUUAAUUUUUACAUCAACAUCGCAACAUUUUAUAGACUAGCAGCAGUUGUCCUCGGACUACUCUCUUACUCGGUCAUUCCAUGGUUUAAUUUUUGUUCGUAGUCUCGUUUAGCGCACAUGCUGCAAACUGGGAGAGAGGCUCAGGUGGCGAGAGUUUUAUAAGUGUCGGCGCUCUCUGCGUCUGCAGCGCCGGCCACCCCGGGCUCUCUGCCACUUUGCUCUUCGUGUAUCCACGCUGCAGCUCUCUCGAGGUCCAUGCCUUACCUGACAUGAAGGCUCAGGUGGAAAAUAAAGCAAAACAGCUGAUGCCAUAGUUUGUAACACUUCUGAGUCACAAGCGCACAUGUAGGUAGCAGGCAGCGUUCGCUAAAACAAAGCUGGAUCAACAUGCGGCGUCUCUGAGCUGCAGGCUCCGGUGAUUAAUUGGAUUCCUUUUAGCGAGCUGUUACACCGACUGUACCGGCUCUACAGGAUCAGCACGGAGGCUGUGUAUUCUGAGUGUGUGUCUUUGUGUGUGAUGCAGCUGAUACUUAUGACAUGCUGUACAAAAAAAAUCAGAUGUUUAAUCAGAUGUUUGUUUUUUCAUUGUGUGUACAUCAUUUGAAGAACCAUUAAAAGUCUUGAUUAAUUCA